Molecule: messenger RNA, 1536 nt
Organism: Prorocentrum cordatum
Lineage: Eukaryota; Dinophyceae; Prorocentrales; Prorocentraceae
Source: the annotation of a GenBank genome assembly
GUCGGGGGCGUGCGGGCGGGCCAGCAGGACGGGGAGCCUUGGGCGCUGAGGAAGCUGCAGAAGAAGACCGCAGGGAUCAUGGAGGUGGCGAUGGGCAACAAGUGCGAGGAGUGCUUCUCCCUGUGGGUUGACGCGUUCAGCCACUUGGAGUGGGGCGACCUCUGCGAGCUGAGCCAGGGCGACGAGGAGAUCAAGCAGUCCGUGAUCACCGCCAGGAAGGUGUUCAAUGAGCACGAGCCGCCGCCGAAGCCCGUCCAGGAGGCCGCCGAGCGCACGGAGCACACGAUCGAGUCCAGGAGGUCGUACAUCGUCUUGACGGAGUCCGACUUGGGGAAGGCGUUGGGCGCUAGGCGCAUCACGAAGGCUGCGACGAGCUCCUUGUAUACCGCGGAGGUGCCGAAGGAGGAUGAGGAUGGCUGGGAGAUGGCGUAUUGGUUCGUCAACCCGAUGGUGCCCUACAGGACCGUGGACGUGGUAUCGCGGACAGGCGUCUCCCGCGAUCACUUCGUCAUGGGCCGCACGAAGCAGUUGUGGCCCAACCAGGGGCCCGUGAUGAGCACCCACAGGACGCAGCUCAUGCACAACGAGAAGGGCAUCAUGAACAUCAUUACCAAGGACAAGAUGGGCUACCUGUGGAAGCUGGAGGACUUCUUGCAGUCCAGGCUCGGCGAGAACACCGAGGGCGGCACCGAGGGUCAGGCGUUGCCUCCAGGCGGCGCCCCGCCGAAGCAGGCCGAACCCCUUCGGCGCGCAGGCUCGGGCGUCGCGGGCUCGGCGAGCUGCGUCGGCGGGUCCCCGAGAGAGUCGGCGUCCCAGUUCGGCGGCGGCAUGUCCGAGGACGGGGGCGCGGCGUCCACCGCUGGCUACAUGGAGGCUGGCAGUGCAGGCAGCAACACGGUGGAGUACUGGAAGAGCAAGAUCGACCUGUCCUUGGUGAUGGACGGCCAGGUGGACGGGCGGACCAUCAGUGCGUGCAAGAAGGCAGCAGGUAUAAAGAUGGCUGCUGAUGACGAGGCUGCCAGGCUGGACGCGCAGCUGCUGAACAAUUUCAUCAAGCUGAUCCUCAUGGCCCAGGCCCUCCAACCUGCCACCAUUCAGGGCAUCGAGAAAAGUGAGCUGGCCAUCUACCUGGGCAAGAUGAAGGAUGAGAAGGUCGAGUUUCCUUUGGGCACCAGCGAGAAGCUCUUGCACCUGAAGAUCGCUGGCCAGCAGCAGCUGGGGAAUAUGAUCGGUCUCUUUGAUGCCCUGGACCCGUUCACUACUUCAGAGCUGGCCUCAGGUUUCGACCCUGAGAACCCUCGGUUGAGUGACAUCGAGCUGCCGAUGGGCGCCAAGACGAGGUUGUUGGUUCACAUCUCAGUUGAUGCGAUGCUGCUCCCAAUGCUCGCCAAGGGCAUGGACUCACGCGCCCAGGUGGAGACCUACUUGAAGUUCUGCAUCGAUCGGUUCAAGGACGUCGACAUCUUGGAGCUCGACGCGAACGCGGGCGCGUGCAUAUCGGAGUGCCUCGACGCGUGGCAUGCCGUGUGCGCCCUC